UACUCUAUAAAAUAUUGUUUUAGUAAUGUUUAUGAAUGAAAUUACUUCAAUUAAUAAGCAAUUUCCAUAGCUUUCUCGUUUCGAUGUACUUUUCAUUUACAAUUAGAGACUAAACUCUACUGCUCUGUCAGUCUAAUGUCGUGCGCACCUCUUUCAGAGCCACUGUUUUUGGCUUCACACUUUCCGUCAUGCGGACUGCAUUAAGGUCAUUUGCUCUCCACCACUCACUUAUUUCAAAACGUGCCUGUUCUAGUUUUGAUCGAAUGGGCUUUUACUGGUCAUUCAAAAUGUAAAACCGUAUUUGCAAAAAUCAGGUUACUGUCUUCUGGAAUUUUAUGUAAGCACCCGGUUUGUUGUACGGGUAUAUGCGUUUGGGCUUAACUGUACAUGCACAGUAAAUGUCAGGUUAUGUUGACUGGAGAAAAAGACCGCUCUAAUCUUGGAUAAUCUGCUUUCCAAACUAUUUUAUUAUCGCGAAGUCUAUUCCACAUCAUUUGUAGAUAAAUGCGGUGUACAAGCGAUAUUCUCCCCAGAGUGUUGAGACGGUAAUUGCUUUAGUGCUGGAAGUCCUCAGUUGGUUUUUGACUUUUAUGGCACCAAGGCGCGUUUGACGCAUUCUUUUGUAAGAUGCCCCCUCCCCCGCCUUCCUCUUGUCCCUUUAGUAGCAAAAAAAAUUCAAUGCAAUACAAAUGGCGAAAGGAAAUGCACAGACGGUUCCCUUUCAUAACCAAGAAAGUUAGAGGAAACGAAAAGAAAACAAAUAUUUAAGAGACAUACACACCAGAAUAAAACAUCCCCUCUCUUUUACAUUUAAGCUUGUUGACUGACCAACCAUAAAUGAACAUAUGUGAUAAUAUAUUCUUUAUUUUGACGGCUCUAAAAUGUAAUUCACUGUAUUAUUAGAUUGAAAUUCAAGACGUCAUAAAGGUCCAAAUAAACACAUCUGCUGCUACACAUGUGGUCUUAAGCAAUGUUAAGCAAAAUACAUAUAUAGCCAUCAUCAAGCAAGGAAUAUUAACAUUUACAUUUUUUACUUACAUUUGUAACAAAGACGCAGUAGAGUUUUAAACGUAAUGCGAAAUUCUCAGAGAUUUUUCACUUGUAUCAUAAAGACAAACUGAGAGAAGUUACAUUAUAAUUCAGCGUUUUGGUUUAAACAAAAGUAUUAAGCCUAUCAGCCUUUAAGUGUCAUGCCAAUGAAGAUAUUUUACCCCGAGUUGUAAACGCUGUUAAUCGUGCGGCUAAUUCAAUAUGGCACGUUCUGGUCCAAUUUAGCACACAUAAAAUUUACAUAUUUCCAUAAUCACACUCACUGCACAAGUUGUUUGUCUGUUUCCCUGACUUACACUAUUCAUUGGUGCAUUGAUUAUAAUAUAUGUAGGUCAUAUCACCAUUUUUAUCGAAGAGAGACGAGAGUGAGCAAGCGAGGGGGCACGAGCGAGCGAGAGAGAAAGAGAGAGAGAGAGAGAGAGAGAGAGAGAGAGAGAGAGAGAGACUGUUUUCCUUAAACAUUAUCAACUGAAACCAGUGGGAUAUGAAGCUACAAGCUACAUAUUCCUCUGUAUACAGCGCUCUCAAUUGGUGGAAACUAGUCAGGUGACGUUGUCAUAUUGUCUUUCCUUGAGCCAAGCCUUGGCUAUAACACUGGGGUUGCGCGUCUUAACCGGAGUCUAGAAAUUAAAAUUAUUGAAAUCCUACUGAACUAAAAAAGAGUUUGCAAAGCAGGAAGGGGACACGCGCGCGAGUGUAUGGGAGAGGAACAUAGACACUUAGGCGCACAGUGAAGAAACGUGAGAGACUGAGCAAGGGGUAUUAAGAAGGGAGGCAGAGUUGAUGAGAGGGCGAUAGGGGAAGGCAUGAAUUCGUAUUUCGCGAACCCGUCACUAUCUUGUCAUUUAUCCGGUGGCCAAGAGGUUUUGCCUAACAUGCCACUAAACACGACCACGUAUGAUCCUGUCAGACAUUUCUCGUCUUACGGCUCCACUGUGACCCAGAACCGGAUUUACGCGUCCCCUUUCUAUUCGCCACAAGACAACGUUGUGUUCGGGUCAAGCCGGGGACCGUACGAGUACGGAUCUAAUGUGUUCCUCCAAGACAAGGAAGUGCUUCCCAGCUGCAGGCAAACUAGCAUGGGAAUCAACGCUCAGAGCCACGUAGCUCAGGAGUACAGCCUGGAACACGGUCGAGGCGUUGCGCAGGAGCAAAAAGGGAACCAGAUCCAGAUCUACCCGUGGAUGCAGCGCAUGAACUCGCACAGCGGAGUUGGGUACGGCUCUGACAGAAGGAGAGGUCGACAGAUUUACUCCCGAUACCAAACCCUGGAGCUAGAAAAGGAGUUCCACUUCAAUCGCUACUUGACCAGACGCAGACGGAUAGAGAUUGCCAAUGCUCUUUGUUUAACAGAGCGCCAAAUUAAAAUUUGGUUCCAGAACCGCCGCAUGAAGUGGAAGAAAGAGACCAACCUGACUUCGACUGUAACUGGGACAGAUUCGACUGGUGCUGCCCAGGGGGAAGAAAAACAGAGCAAUCAGGAGGAGACAGAAGAAGUUAAAAACAAAGACUAAUAGAUUUGUUUUUAUUUGUAAACGCCUGUUAAACUGCAACGUAACUACCUAUAAACUCUCAGAAAUGCAAUUAUAACUGCAUGGACUGUGUAUUCUGCUAUACCUUCACACUCAUUUCCUGAUCAUUAUCACACAAAUACGUGCAGAGAGAGAGAGAGAGAGAGAGAAAGAGAGAGAGAGGUGGUAUGCAGAAUUAUGCUAAUCACUCUUUGUAUUAAGAAUAUGUUUUGCCUCAUUUUAGGCAGUUUAGAUGCAAUAUCACAGACGCUGUUGUUCGGCAACCAGUCUUAAUAGUAUAGUGUUCUUUAUGCUUGUAAAUAGUUACUCUAUGAAACAAACUGUAAACUAAUUGGGUCAAUGGGCUUUCUCGUUGAGUUUGCAAACAAAGUACCAUUACCAUUCCAAAUGUGAAGGAAGUGUAGUCUAUGCACAUGUGUUACUUUGUUCUCGUUCAAUUAGCACCAACACUGGUGGGAUGAUCCAUGCUACCUACGUUCUUAUGGAUUUUAAUAACUUCAUCCCGUCAGUGCGUGGAUGUACAAAACGCCGCUGUACUGGCUAAAUAUUUACUGUUCAGCUAAUUUCAUACCAAUUCAACACACACUUAUAGUCAUGCUUAUAAAGUUGUCUUAAAGUGAAUAAAAACUGCUUUGAAAAUGAAGA
Pangasianodon hypophthalmus (striped catfish) is the source of this 3227-nucleotide messenger RNA. RefSeq names its product homeobox C6a (gene hoxc6a). Lineage: Eukaryota; Metazoa; Chordata; Actinopteri; Siluriformes; Pangasiidae. Gene Ontology annotation, molecular function: DNA-binding transcription factor activity, RNA polymerase II-specific; RNA polymerase II cis-regulatory region sequence-specific DNA binding. The transcript is spliced from 2 exons. The record is from RefSeq and is a predicted model, not a curated record. Gene Ontology annotation, cellular component: nucleus. Bases 1857 to 2564 code for a protein of 235 amino acids. Gene Ontology annotation, biological process: anterior/posterior pattern specification; regulation of transcription by RNA polymerase II.